This is a messenger RNA of Rotaria socialis, 906 nucleotides long. Lineage: Eukaryota; Metazoa; Rotifera; Eurotatoria; Philodinida; Philodinidae. The record is from the annotation of a GenBank genome assembly.
AUGAACAGCGCUAAGAUAAUCGCGAUUCCGGGAUUAUUUUCAACAAUGAAGGCUACACUUGGACAAACACAACCUUGCCAUUGUGGUGGUCGUCGUGGAUGUGAUCCUACUUUUCCAUAUUGCACUUACUCUUCGGUCUGUCAUUUAAAUUUUGCUUGUCAUUAUUGUUGUACUAACUUUUGUUGCCCUCCUAACGUUGGUAAUACUACGAAUAUACUACUUCCAACACUUCGACUGCCUACAAAUCCACCACUGUCUACACUUUCACCAGAAUGUUACAACCCCGAUGGUACUAGUUGUGAAUGGUAUAAAGAUUGCUUAGAGAAGAAAUAUCCGUGCCAGGAUGAACAAGCUGAUUACGCUAUGAAAUAUGCAACGAAGUAUUGUAACAAAUAUACCGAAAAUGACAAUAGAUUUAGCGAAACUGGUCGCGAUCAAUCCUCGGCUAAUAUCACGUGUGAUAAAAUUAAGGAUGAAGGAUUUGCAUCUCAUGCGUUAUUUUAUGGAGUUCCUUCUCUCGACGCACCAUCUUUUUGUGAUUUAACCGUGACAGACUGGUGGCGAGUACUUCAGACGAUUCAUUCUGCAUUUUAUACCGAGCCUUUGCAAAGUCUAAAAGGUGCACUUGAUACAUUAGACACGUGUAUCUCAAAACCAAUUGGAGAGAUAAUGCCCGUAAGCAUAAUGAUGAUAACGUUUUUGGGCCCAAUAGUUGUACCAGCAACCGUGAGUAAUAUGAUUAGUUAUGUCGAUGAUAUAGCCAAAGAUAUUGCUCGAAUUGAAGUAUGGGCUUCUGAACGAUUAGGAUAUUUUUCAUAUUCUUUCAAUACGUGGAUUUUAAAAUCAAAAGCACACGAACAGCAAAUAAAUAUGAAAAUACUUAUAGCUGAUAAAAAUCGCUCUUAA